Neofelis nebulosa (Clouded leopard) is the source of this 5200-nucleotide messenger RNA. Its product is annotated as zinc finger protein 677-like. The transcript is spliced from 4 exons. Lineage: Eukaryota; Metazoa; Chordata; Mammalia; Carnivora; Felidae. Gene Ontology annotation, molecular function: DNA-binding transcription factor activity, RNA polymerase II-specific; RNA polymerase II cis-regulatory region sequence-specific DNA binding. Gene Ontology annotation, biological process: regulation of transcription by RNA polymerase II. Bases 421 to 2643 code for a protein of 740 amino acids. The record is from RefSeq and is a predicted model, not a curated record.
GAAAUACCGCCGCUCCCAACAGAAGCGACCCACCCUUCCCUGAGGUUGCACCCAGCCUGGCUCGAAACGACACCCGCGGGAUUGGACGGAAUCCAAAAGCGGAACCCGAAACCGCGCGGCCGGAAGAGAAAACAGACCCGCAGACGCUGGGAGGAGAGUGGUGCGCUGGACCCGCCCCACCGGAUGUGUCCUGGACACGCCCCGGCACCGCCCCGCGACGCACGCGCGUGCGCCAUUUUCUGCAGCCCCGGAAGCUGAUCCAGCAGGGCAACGUGCGCUGUGGGGUGAGCGAGUCUCCAUUUUUCUGGUUCGCACCAGCGGUUGCGCUGCUCAGUGCCUGGGGCUCCACCCCAGGUUCCGGGGUCGCCUGUAUAACCUUACUUGAGAAGGAAGACCAGAAGAAGAGGGAAAAAAGAAGGAAUGGCUCUUUUCCAGGGACGGUUGACCUUCAGGGAUGUGGCCAUAGAUUUCUCUCAGGAGGAGUGGGAGUGCCUGGACCCCGCUCAGAGGGCUUUGUACAAGGAUGUGAUGUUGGAGAACUACAGGAACCUGGUCUCCGUGGGUGAGGAUAACUUGCCUCCAGAAGUCGGAAGCCUUUCUCCUGGAUUUGCAGUCAAGGAAUUGUCAUCAGUAGAGGACAUUUAUAAAGGAAAAUUUUACCACUUAGUGAUAUUGGAGAGAAAUGAAAGCCAUGGCAUCAAGAAUUUUGAUCUCAAGGAAGUCUGGGAAAAUAGGCAUGAGGUUGAAAAUCGGUGGGGAGAUGAUGCAAGAAAUUACAAAGAAGUGCCUUUAACUCAUAACAAAAAUCUCACUUGUAGAAAAGAUCAGCCACUUAAUCAGCCUUCAUUUACUCUUCCUGAAAAGCAGAGUGUUUCUGUGAGAAAAAAUACAUACCAGUAUGUCAUGAAUAAUGAACCAUUCAUCAGGACUUUGUUACAACAGGACAGUAACAUAAGUGGUUCUGGAAACCAGUAUAUAAACUGCUUGGAAAAUAGAAUUGGAUUAAGUUUACAGGCACACCUGGGUGAACUCCAGAGAUUUGACAGUGAGGAGGAAAUGUAUGAAUGUAGAAAUCCAAUUGAGAAGUCUGUCAGCAAUGGUUCCUCAGUCUCACCAGUUGAAAGAAUUCCUCCCAGGACCCAAAACAUUUGGAAUAAAUCUAGGAAGAUUUUUCAUUUGUUACCUGCCCAAGCCAGGAGAGGAUACACCAGAGGAAAAUCUUAUAAAUGUAAUGAAUGUGGGAAGGAUUUUAGCAAGAGCUCAAACCUCAUGAAUCAUGAGGGUAUUCUUUCUGGACAGAGACCUUACAAAUGUAAUGCAUGUAGCAAAGUGUUUGUUGUGUGUUCAAGCCUUACUCAAGAUAAGAAAAUCCAUACCAGUGAGAAACCUUACAAAGGUAAUGAGUGUGCCAAAGCGUUUACCCAAUUUGGCAACCUUAGUAGUCAUCAGAAAAUACAUGCUGGGGAGAAACAGCACAAAUGUAACGUGUGUAACAAGGCUUUUAUCCAAAGGUCAAGACUUAAGGCACAUCAGGUAAUUCAUACAGGAGAAAAACAUUAUAAAUGUACUAAAUGUGAUAAGGCUUUUAUCAAACAUUCAGCACGUUUGCGUCAUGAGAGAACUCAUACCGGUGAGAAACGUUACAAAUGUAUUGAUUGUGGCAAGGCCUUUUUGAGGAGUUCACACCUUACUCAGCAUAAGAGAAUCCAUACUGGAGAGAAACCUUACAAGUGUAGUGAAUGUGGCAGGGCUUUUAACCAAUUUUCACACCUUUGGUGUCAUGAGAAAAUUCAUACUGGCGACAAACCUUACAAAUGUAAUGAGUGUGGCAAAGCCUUUACCCAGGCUUCAAGACUCACUAAACAUCAGAGAGUCCAUACAGGACAGAAACCAUAUAAAUGUAAUGAAUGUGGUAGGGCUUUUAUCCAAUCUUCACACCUUAGGCGUCAUGAGAAAAUUCAUACUGGUGACAAACCUUACGUAUGUCAUGAGUGUGGCAAAGCCUUUACCCAGCGUUCAAAACUCACCACACAUCAGAGAGUCCAUACAGGAGAGAAAGUAUAUAAGUGUUUCGUAAGUGGCAAAUCCUAUAGUCAAAAUUCAAACCUGGCAAAUCCUCAGAGAAUGCAUACUGGAGAGAAACCUUACAAAUGUAAAGAGUGUGGCAAAUCAUUUACACAAUUUGGAAAUCUCACUAUGCAUCAGAAAAUACACACUGGGGAAAAACCACACAAAUGUAAUGUGUGUGACAAGGCUUUUAUCCAAAGGUCAUACCUUGUGGCACAUCAGAGAAUUCACACAGGAGAAAGACCUUAUAGAUGUAAAAAAUGUAGUAAGGCUUUUGUCAACCAUUCAGAACUUUUGCGUCAUGAGAGGACUCAUACUGGUGAGAAACCUUACAAAUGUAUUGAUUGUGGCAAGGCCUUUUGGAGGAGUUCACAUCUUAUUCAGCAUAAGAGAAUCCAUACUGGUGAGAAACCUUACAAGUGUAAUGAAUGUGGCAGGGCUUUUAACCAAUUUUCACACCUUUGGUGUCAUAAGAGAAUUCAUACUGGCGACAAACCUUACAAAUGCGAUGAGUGUGGCAAAGCGUUUACCCGACUUGGAAAACUUACUAAUCAUCAGAAAAUACACACUGGCUAGCAACCACCCAAAUGUGAUGUGUGUAACAAGGCUUUUAUCCAAACAUCAGGCCUUUGGCACCUCAGAGAAUCCGUACAGGAGAAAAACCUUGUAAAUGUACUAAAUGUGAUAAAGCUUUUAGCACACGUUGAGACCUUUGUAGUCAUGAGAGUACUUCUACUGGAGAGAAACUUUACAUAUGUAGUGAGUGUGGCAAAACCUUUGCUGAGCACUCACAUGUUAACAGAAAAAUCCAUACUAGAGAGAAACCUUAACAUGUAAUGAGCGUGGCAAAGCGUUUACCCAAUUUGGAAACCUUACUGGGCCUCAGAAAAUACACACUGGGCAGAAACCACACAAAUGUAAUGUGUAUAACAAGGCUUUUAUCCAUUGUUCAAGUCUUAUGGCACAUCAGAGAAUUCAUACAGCAGAAAAACCUUACAAAUGUAAUAUGCGUAAUGAGGCUUUUAUCAAACAUUCUCACCUUUGGUGUCAUGAGAGAUCUCAUACUAGAGAGAAAGUGUACAAAUGUAUUUAGUGUGGAAAAGCCUUUAUGGAGCAUUCACAUCUUACUCAGUGUGAACCUAAUAUGUGUGGCAGUGCUUAUAUUCAAAGCUCAAGCUUUGGGGAGCAUCAAAGAAUUCAUAGGAGAAAAAAACAAUGAGCAAGGGUUCAACACUUGCUCAGCAUCAGAGAUUCCAUCAUGGAGAGGAACCAUAUGAAACUAACAUAACAUAAGUGGGAAAUCUUGUAACCAGGGUUCACAACUCACCUGAUAGAAUAGAAGCCUCUGAAAGGAAGAACACUGAAGGAAUGUAUGACAGGGCUUAUCCAAAGCUUAUUUUAAGUUGUGGAAUGUAAUUUCUACUAGAGAGAAAAACCUUACAAAUAAAAUAGGUUUGAUCUGGGUUAUAAAAAAUAUACAAAUUGGGGAGGGGAUAAAAAUAGGUCAAUGGAGUUAGGAGGUACAGACUUCCAGUGAUAAGAAAACAAAAUGUACAACUUUGUGCUUUGUGGUCUAGAAAGAAUUCACAUAACACGGAAACCAUACAAAUGUGUCAAUGUCUUUAUCUCAGGAAAUACUGAAGAAUUCAUUCUGGACAGGAACAUUAACGUAUAACGAAGGCGGUAAUUUGUUUAGCCAGUUCUUCAAUGGACUACAAUUUAAAACUUCACACUAGGGGGAAGUAGGUCUAUUUUGAGGAUUAACCAAUCUUAGGUGUUAAGUUCCACAGAAAAUUAAAAUUAUUUAAAACUCAUGAGAUGGUGUGUCAAUGGUACAAGUAUAUCUGUGGAAAGACCUAAUCAUCUUUUGUUCAAAUAUUUUAUAAAGAUUUUAUUUUCUUCUGUGCACACAACAUGGGGCUCAAACUCACAACCCCCAGAGCAAGAGUCACAUGCUCUUUUGGCUUAGCUUGCCAGAUUAACAUUUUUUUACUCAAUUAUUUGAGGUUUCUGGUUUUUUUUUUUUAAUGUUUUUAUUUUUCAUAGAGUGAGAGGAAGAGAGAUCUAGUGGGAGAGGGGGAGAGAGAGAGGGAGGCAAUCAGAAGUAGGCUCCAGGCUUUAAGCUGACAGCAGAGAGCCAGACUGGAGUGUUGAACUCAUGAACCACAAGAUGACCUGAGCCGAAGUUGGAUGCUUAACCGAUUGAGCCAUCCAGGCACCCCAAUUAUUUGAGGUUUCUUGACACUACAUUUUUAUUGAUGACUUAUAACCUCAAGUUUGGAUUCCAUUGAUGUUAUAAUUUCAUUAUAUGUGUUUCAUUGACAACCAUAGUGGUGGUCUCAGAGAAAGCAUCUGUAUGGUGAAUGGAACCUCUUCAAUGGGGGUGAGGGGCUUAGUCAUACCUAUAUAUAUCCCGGGAAAACUGGUAUGCUAAGUUUAAGAUAGACUAUACUAUAUACAUUUGGGAGCAUAGGGAGUGGCAAGGAAUAAACCUAAAACUCUUAUGUAAAUUGUAAUGUUUUCUUUGUGGUCACAGCCCCUUCUCUGGAUUUGUUGGUACGAUUGAGCACCUUUGUUGAUUACUACAGGAAAGAAUUACUCUAUCAGAUAGUUGACCAUGAAGCAGUAGGUCAGGACAUUGAGAGAAUAUUUUCAAGUAACGCUGGGUUACUUAGGAUGGCAUUUGUACUAGAGAAAAUGGACAGUGAGCAAUGGCCUCUCCUUUUGAAAGGUAAUAGCUAUUAUAUAUCAUAGAUGAGUAAAAAUUCAUCUUAAUUUUGGGAACUGAAGAGAAAGUUCUAGAGGACAUUUAAAUCAAAAGAACCAAAGUAGGAUUGCCUGUGUGGUUCAGUAUGUUGAGUAUUUGACUCCAUUUUGGCUCAGGGUCAUGGGAUCAAUCUUUACGUUGGGUUCUCCACUGAGUGUAGAGCCUCCUUACAAUUCUCUUUCUCUCUGCCGCUUUCUGCUACCUGUGCUCUCUCUCAAAAAACAAAACAAAAAUACACCCAGAAGUAGUAUGCUUGUAAAAGAUGCAAAUUUGGGCACUGAAAUUGCAUUUUGAUUCCAUUUUUUUUAGGAUACCCAAUUUCUCAUAUCUAAGUAAGUAAAAUAUAAGCUUUUGUGUAAACCUAAA